Molecule: messenger RNA, 1992 nt
Organism: Daucus carota subsp. sativus
Lineage: Eukaryota; Viridiplantae; Streptophyta; Magnoliopsida; Apiales; Apiaceae
Exons: 6
Coding region: 127-1797 (556 amino acids)
Source: RefSeq, a predicted model, not a curated record
CCGUAAUAUAUAUCAUUGGGCCUGGGUAUGUUAAAAUUUCUUUAAUCAAUAAUUGUCUCAUCAGUGGCAGUGUGGCACAGUCAGUUUAAGAAGAAAGGUUGUCGGAAGUAGCAGCAGCAAGUAAAAAUGGUGGAAGAAGGAGAAAUACAUGGUGAUUGGGAAAUGGUGGAAGCUGAACCACGUCCUCCUACUCCUCCUACCCCUUGUCUUCCUUUUUCUCCUGCAGAUAUCCAUAUGGGGAUUGAACAAUUAGAGGUCCAAGAUGAAGAAGAAGAAGAUGGGCCGCCACCUGGGUGGAAUUUUAUUCCUCAGCUACAAAGUAACAAGGGGGAUGAAAAUAUGGAUGAUGAUGAAGAAGGGCCACCGCCUGGGUGGGACUUCAAGCCAAAACCAGAACAACUAACGGAACAUGAAAAUAAAGACAUCAAGGAAGCAGAACAGCCACCUGAUUGGCAUUUUGUUUCCCUUCAAGAACCAGAAAUAGGGUCCCACCAUGAUGACAUUGAAGAAGGACCUCCACCUGGGUGGCCUUCAGUGCUGCCAGCACAACAAAAUAUGAUGGCUGAAAAACAAGAAAGCAAAGUAGGCAGUGAACUUGGGUCCCAUUCUGUGCAUUCACCGCAAAUCAGAACAAGGAGUGAGUUAGAAGCUCUAAAAGCUAAAGAAAUUGGGAUCCAGCAUGGGAAGAGUUCCAUUGAUCUGCUACAACCUAUAGUGGAAUAUAAACAAGAUACCGAAGAAGCGCAACCAGGGUUAAAUUCUAUACUUCUACCACAGCCUCAAGUGACCUCUCCAAUGGUGCCGCCAUCACCAUUGCAACUUUCAGAUACAGAUAGAAAGAGCGAACAAGAGGUUGCAGAUGAGGAAGAGCCUCCUCCUGGGUGGAAUUCAACAGAGAAAAAUAAAUUCAACAGUGAACAUAAAGACACCAAAGAAGGGGAAACACGUGUUAGGACGUCUCCAGCAAAAACCGAAAUUGAGCUUGAAAAACAAGAUAUCUUAGAAGGUGCAGACGAAGAAAGGGCUCCGCCCGGGUGGUAUUCUAUAGACAAGGAUAUAAUUAGCUGUGAACAUCAAGACAUUAAAGAUGGGGCAUCACUGUCAUCAACGUCUUCAGCAAAAUUGGAAAUCAAGAUUGAAAAACAAGAUAUCAUAGAUGAAGGGCCACCACCUGGGUGGAACCUCAUGCCCCCUCCACAAAGUAAAUCUGGGAGCGAGAAUCAAGCAAUAAAAGGUGAAGGGCCUUCGCGUGGAUUACAUUUAGGCCCUCCACCACCUAAACUAGAUAGUAUACAACAAGAAAUUGGAGAAGAAAGGCCUCAGAGCAUGUCAAAUUCCCUGUGUCAACAAUCAAAAGUGGGACACCGUCAACAAGAAGUCAAAGAAGAAAGGCCUCAUCCAGGAUCAAAUUGCAUGCCCCCACCUUCACCUCAAAUACGACCUCCAAUGCCGGUAAAUCCUAUGUCAACAUCUGCUAGGAGACCACCACCAUCUGGAAAUCAUUCAGAAAUGGGUCAAAUGGUGUGUGGUUCCUGUCGCCGCUUGCUUAGCUAUACAAGAGGAGCUAAAUAUGUAAAAUGUUCAUGCUGUCAGACUGUCAACCUUGUUCUAGAAGCUCAUCAAGUUGGGCAGGUAAAAUGUGGUGGGUGUGAAGUUCUGCUGAUGUACCAGUUCGGAGCAAAUGCAGUUCAGUGUGCAUCUUGUCGUCAUUUGACUGAAAUUGUGGCACAGAACAGACGACCUCCCCUUUCCGUGCAGCAGGCCCAUGGUCGACGUCAUGGAAUCUCUAAUCGUUAGAAUAACAUGGUAUGGUUAUUUCUGCAUACAAGCUUGGAAGCUGGACAGUAAAGCAUUGCAGUCAAAGAUAUAGUCCAAAUAAAUUUGAAAUCUUGGUCCUCCAUGGAUCACAGUAUUGUAACUCUAUAGGAACAUGUUAGUAAUUAACAUCUUGACGACUCGCAAGUACUAUAAUUUAACUGUUUUCUUUUUCCA